Ochotona curzoniae (black-lipped pika) is the source of this 3873-nucleotide messenger RNA. Its product is annotated as mucin-12-like. NCBI's taxonomy places the organism in Eukaryota, Metazoa, Chordata, Mammalia, Lagomorpha, Ochotonidae. The transcript has 32 exons. The record is from RefSeq and is a predicted model, not a curated record. Bases 1 to 3873 code for a protein of 1290 amino acids.
AUGACACACAUCCUCAGUAACUCAAAACACCACCUGUAUGCCCUGGACAACGAGCACACUUGCUGUAUCAACCACUGCACAGAGCCAGGCACCACUGAUGUCUCCUCUCCAUCCACCUUGCAAUCCAUAACACCUUUCACCAAUGCCGUGUCCACACCUCCACCUGACACCACCUCCCACAGUUUUUCUACUACAACUACCAUCCUCUCCUCUUUCCCAACACUGACUCCCCCAGCUCCGACUAUAGCAUCCUCACCAACCACUACAGAAACAGCCCUGACUCCCACCACUACCCGAGGAGCCACAGCCACACAGAUCCCCUCACACGGGACCCCCAGCAUCACUUCCUCUCACAGCCACCCCACACCCAACACAGCCACAACUGCCAUCCUCUCCUUUUCCACAGUGCCACCCUCCAUAGCCCUGACUGCAGACCUUUCCCACACAACCCCUGCCCCUGCCGUCCACUCUUCUGUGGGCCCCACUGGCAGCCUUCACACACAGCCCAUCUCUUCUGCCCCAGGCAAAACCAGAACACUCCACACCACAGCUGAGUCUCCCCCAACACCCACUCCCACCAGUACCUGUGACAACGGUGGCACCUGGGCCCAGGGCCAUUGUAUGUGCCUCCCGGGCUUCUCCGGGGACCACUGCCAGCUUCAGCAGCCCAGGUGCCAGCAUGGGGGCUCCUGGGAUGGCCUCAGGUGCAUUUGCCCCAGCACCUUCUAUGGCUCCACCUGCCAGUUUCCCAUGGAGCAGGUGGAUGUGGACACAGUGGAGGCCGUGGUGGUCAUGGAGGUGUCUGUGGACCAGGAGUUCACCCAGGACCUGAAGGACAACAUGUCUAAGGCCUACAGGGAUUUCAGCCAGGCGUUUCAGGAGCAGAUGCAGGAGAUUUACCGGGAAGUGCAGGAGUUCAAAGGGGUGCAGAUCCGGUCCCUCAGGAAUGGCAGCAUUGUGGUGGACUAUCUGGCCCUUUUGGAGCUGCCCUUCAGUCCCCAGCUGAAGAGCCAGUACAAGAAAGUGGGGGAGCAGCUCCAGAAGGCCAGCCAGGACUUGGACACCUGCCAUAGUGGCCAGAUCCUGUGUUUUAAGUCUGACUCCGCCAAAGUGCACAACAGCACCCCAACGGAGCUGACCCCGGAAGCUCUCUGCCGCCGCGCCGCUGCGCAGGGCUACGAGGAGUUUUACUUUCCUGUGGUGGACGGGAACCGGCUGCGCUGCGUCACCAGAUGCGCGGCGGGCGUGGACGGCGCCCUGGACUGUCACCAGGGCCUGUGCCUUCUGCAGAGGAGCGGACCCACCUGCCGCUGCUUUUCCUCGGACACGCACUGGGUUUGGGGUCCACGCUGCGAGGCAGCUGUGCACUGGAGAGCUCUGGUCGGGUGCCUGGCGGGGGCCGCGCUGCUCCUGUUGCUGCUGCUGUUGCUGCUGGGCGUGCUGGUGGCGCGCGCCCGACGGCGCAGAAGCUCACGCCAAGACAGGCACUGGGACCAGGACAGGAAGUGGGGGGAGUCCUGGGACGAGGACAUCGUGGGGAUCUUCUCUAACGUGAGCCUGCAGGGUUCCAGAGCAGUGGAGGAAGAAAAUUGCCGCGUGGCUUUGGAGAUGGUGGAUCACAAUGUGAGGCCAAGCUCCACAGCCACGACUGAGACUACGGAGAGCUCCCAGACCACAGCCAUCUCUGAGUCGACCCCUGUGCCCAGCAGCCCAAGCUCCACAGCCACGACUGAGACUUCUGAGUCGACCCCUGUGCCCAGCAGCCCAAGCUCCACAGCCACGACUGAGACUACGGAGAGCUCCCAGACCACAGCCAUCACAUCUGAGUCGACCCCUGUGCCCAGCAGCCCAAGCUCCACAGCCACGACUGAGACUACGGAGAGCUCCCAGACCACAGCCAUCACAUCUGAGUCGACCCCUGUGCCCAGCAGCCCAAGCUCCACAGCCACGACUGAGACUACGGAGAGCUCCCAGACCACAGCCAUCACAUCUGAGUCGACCCCUGUGCCCAGCAGCCCAAGCUCCACAGCCACGACUGAGACUACGGAGAGCUCCCAGACCACAGCCAUCACAUCUGAGUCGACCCCUGUGCCCAGCAGCCCAAGCUCCACAGCCAUCACAUCUGAGUCGACCCCUGUGCCCAGCAGCCCAAGCUCCACAAUCACAUCUGAGUCGACCCCUGUGCCCAGCAGCCCAAGCUCCACAGCCACGACUGAGACUACGGAGAGCUCCCAGACCACAGCCAUCACAUCUGAGUCGACCCCUGUGCCCAGCAGCCCAAGCUCCACAGCCACGACUGAGACUACGGAGAGCUCCCAGACCACAGCCAUCACAUCUGAGUCGACCCCUGUGCCCAGCAGCCCAAGCUCCACAGCCACGACUGAGACUACGGAGAGCUCCCAGACCACAGCCAUCACAUCUGAGUCGACCCCUGUGCCCAGCAGCCCAAGCUCCACAGCCACGACUGAGACUACGCAGACCACAGCCAUCACAUCUGAGUCGACCCCUGUGCCCAGCAGCCCAAGCACAGCCACGACUGAGACUACGGAGAGCUCCCAGACCACAGCCAUCACAUCUGAGUCGACCUCCAUCUUCUCCUCCACGCCUGGGGCUGCCCUCAGCACCAUGAUCUCCAGCAGCCCCACCUCAGCAGCUUCCUCCCUUGCUCCCUCAUCCACGAAAACCUCAGCCAGCUUCCCUCCUGCUUUGUCCUCCUCCCCCAGCUCCACCCCUUCCUCACCCCCUUUGUCCAAUGCCUCCUCCCUCAGUCCCUCGUUCUCCAGCAGCUACUCCACAGUGACAACCACGCUGUCCACGUCGAGCACCCCAGGCCAAUGCCAGAGCUGGGAGAUGUGGGACGGCCACGAAUGUGUUUGCGCCCCGGGCUUCUUCGGGGAGGAGUGCCAGUCCUUCAGCUACUCCUUCCCCUUGGAGGUCCCCGAUGUCCUCAAUGCCACUGUGACCGUGAUCGUGAAAGUGACUCACAGGACCUUCACCACAGACUUGAGUAACACCUCCUCCCAGGCGUACAAAGAUUUCACCAAACUCUUUGAAGAAGAGAUGAACAAAGUGUACAACUUCACUGGCUACAAUGGAGUGAUCGUGCGCAGCCUCUCCAAAGGCAGCAUCGUGGUGCAGCAUGAUGUGCUCUUGGAAAUAGACUACACCCCUGACUACCAGCAGCAGUUUGAUAACCUUGAGAAGAUCGUGAGGGACAGGAUCAUGAACGAGACACGUACUACCCACGAUAAUGACACCACUUGCGAAGAAUCUAUCCUGUGCUACGACGAGAACGCCACCAUAGUGAACGGGGUCACAUUGGACUUUGACUUCCAGGAGCAAUGCACCAAGAAGGCUGCCAAGGACUUCUCCCAGUACUACUACGUGGACAAGGUGGAUGGGAAGCUGGCCUGUGUGACCAGGUGCACUCCAGGCACCAAGUCGCAACUCAACUGCAAUGAAGGCCAGUGCCGGCUGCAGCGCAGUGGCCCCCGCUGUGUGUGCUCCAACACAGACACUCACUGGUACUGGGGGGACACCUGCGAACACAGCACCAACAAGACGCUCGUGUACGGGAUAGUGGGGGCUGUGCUGGCCGUGCUGGCAGUCCUCGUGGUCGUCCUCGUGUUCCUCCUCGGCCGAUCGCAGAGGAAGUUGCAUAGGCAAAAUAAGUAUGACGUGUCGCAAGAGUGGCAGAAAGAGAGCAUCCCUGGCAGUUUCCAGAACACAGGCGUCUGGGAAGGCAAGAAUCUGCAGGGGGACAGAUACGGACGUGAGAAUGUCUACAGUAACUUCCGGCCCUCCCUGGACAACGUGAGCCCCAACACACAGUUCCACAUCCAGCGACCAGAGGUGGUGAAAACGGUGCCCUGA